AUGGCGACUGCUAACAAGAUUUCCGAUCCCACCGAUGCGGACGCGUCUGGAGAAAAGGCCUCUUGGCCUCAGAACUCCGAUUCGUCUUCUGCCAGGAUCGAAACGGUGGAAGAUGCAUCCCAUGUAUACCGCGCAUCCGUCGACAAAGCAACCGAGCGGGCCGUCUUGAGAAAGUUGGACUACCGCAUAGUACCCAUGGUGAUGUGGGUUUAUCUCAUGAACAUGAUGGAUCGAGGGAACGCUCGGCUUUUUGGCCUGGAAGAUGACUUGAACUUGGGUAAGGGCCAGUUUCAGCUGGCAGUGUCUGUUCUGUUCGUCACUUACUGCCUGUUCGAGGCCCCAUCCAACAUGAUUAUCAAACGACUCCAGCCUGCCCGCUAUCUUGCCGGCCUUACCAUCGCCUGGGGGUUUGUCGCGACGUUCAGCGCGUUUGUAAACAACUUUGCGUCCCUCGUCGCUUGCCGUCUGUUGCUUGGACUCUUCGAAGCUGGUUUCUUUCCCGGCGUUGUCCUCUACCUAUCCAUGUUCUACAGCCGCCGCAGCCUGGCUUUGCGCAUUGCCUAUUUCUACGGGACAGCUGCUGCUUCUGGUGUUGCUGGUGGCCUUGUAGCGUAUGGCAUCAGCUUCAUGGACGGAGAUCAUGGAUGGCGCGCCUGGAGGUGGAUCAUUCUUAUAAACGGGCUCCCGACCAUUGUCACAGGCAUCAUCAUUCCAUUCGUCUUGCCCAACAGCCCGGAAACCGCCAAGUUCCUUACCGAUGAGGACAAGGUCAACUUGGUUCGCAUCCACGAAUCCGAAGUCGGCAGUGCCAGAAAUCUACGCGAGAUGGAGUGGUCUGACGUCAAAGAUGGUCUCAAGGACUGGACCACGUGGGCAUAUUGCUUCGCGCUGUUUCCGAUGCUCACGAUGCUCUACUCGUUUGUGGUGUUCCUCCCGACCAUCAUCCAUGACCUGGGACAAUGGACCGCUACGGAGGUGCAGGCCAUGACUGUCCCGGUCUACGCAGUUGGUGCCAUCGUCUACAUCACCUGCGCUCGUUUAAGCGACCUCACGCAGCGCCGAGGAUACUUUAUCAUGGGAUCUAUCGUGUCAUCUAUGGCCGGAUACGGCAUGCUUAUUGCAGAAAAGGGGUCGGCCGUUUCGUACGCUGGCACCUUCUUCGUGUCGAUCGGCAUAUUUGUUUCGGCAGGCAUCUCUUUUGCCUGGGUUCCGACCAACAACCCACGCUAUGGUAAAAGGGCGAUCUCCACAGGCUUACAUCUGACAAUCGGCAACUCCUCUGGGGUCGCUUCUCCUUUUCUCUUUCAGGGCUCCUUCGUUCCGGGAUACGCUGCCAGCAUAGGAAUGCUAGGUUUCUCCCUCUGUCUCAACGUUUUGCUCCACUUGCACUUCAAGAGGCAGAACAGACUUCGGAAUGAAGGGAAGUUUGACUACCUGUUGGAAGGCAAAACAGAGGAGGAAAUUGAGGCCAUGGGAGAGAAAAGCCCCAGGUUUCGCUUUGCCACCUGA
Colletotrichum higginsianum IMI 349063 is the source of this 1509-nucleotide messenger RNA. RefSeq names its product Major facilitator superfamily transporter. Gene Ontology annotation, cellular component: membrane. Gene Ontology annotation, molecular function: transmembrane transporter activity. The record is from RefSeq and is a predicted model, not a curated record. The transcript is spliced from 3 exons. Gene Ontology annotation, biological process: transmembrane transport. NCBI's taxonomy places the organism in Eukaryota, Fungi, Ascomycota, Sordariomycetes, Glomerellales, Glomerellaceae. The coding region runs from base 1 to 1509 and encodes 502 amino acids.